AAAACAUUUAAUGAAAUAUAAUAAUGUAGGUUAUUCUUUAUUUAUGACACCGUUUUUAGUAUUUUCAUCCAACUUCUAAAAAGAAGGUUCUCAGGUCAUUUUGGUAUAUAUAUCUUUCCUUUAUUACAUAAAAAAAGACAAAGUCAUAUUCGUAUAAUUAUUGGUAUAUCUUAUCACAUAUAUAAUAACAAUAUUAUGAUGCUGCAUGUCAUGACAAGAUCUUUUAAUAAGAAUCAUGGAACAUUUAGAGAUAAUUGUUAUCAUUUUUAGUGUUAUAACCGAGUAAUAAUUAUAAAAAUACGUUCACAAGUACAUCAGUAAUUAAAUAUAAUUCAGUGGGCGCGCACAUAUCUACAAUGGGCAGGAAAGUGUACGUGGUAGGAGUUGGUGUUACAAAGUUUGCCAAGCCGGGCACCAUCGGAGACUAUCCGGAAUUUGGCAAGCAAGCGGUGGUAGAGGCGCUGCGAGACGCCGGCGUGGAGUACGAGGCGGUGCAGCAGGCGGUGUGUGCGUACGUCGCCGGCGACUCCACCAGCGGCCAGCGGGUCCUCUACCAGGUCGGAAUGACGGGCGUGCCCAUCUACAACAUCAACAACAGCGGAGCUACCGGUGGCAGCGCUCUCUUCCUCGCCAAACAGCUCGUGGAGGGAGGUAUCAUUGAUGUAGCACUAGUUCUGGGCUUUGAGAAAAUGAAUCCUGGAGCACUGAAAGUCUCUGUCUUUGAUGAUAGAGCUUCCUCUUUUGAUAUACACAUGGAAAAAAUUAUAGAUUUAGUAAAGAAUAAAGUACCUCGUGUACCAAUGGCGGCGCUUAUUUUUGGUAAUUCUGGAAUAGAACACAUGAAAAAAUAUGGAACUACCGAAGUACAUUUUGCCAAAAUAGCGGCCAAAAAUCAUAGUCAUGCAUUGAAAAACCCGAAAGCUUUUAAUACAAAAGCGUAUACAGUUAAAGACAUACUGAAUUCUAAAAAAAUUCAUGGGCCACUUACAAAACUGCAGUGUUGUCCUACGAACGACGGCGCAUCAGCAGCCGUCCUCAUGUCGGAGGCUGCGGUGGUACGUUACGGGCUCCAACACAAAGCGGUUGAAAUCGUUGGCAUAGAGAUGGCGACGGAUACACCAAACGUAUUUCAAGAGCCGAGUUUUAUGAGAAUAGCCGGUUCGGAUAUGACUCGUCUAGCGGCGAGGCGGCUCUACACAAAGACCGGAAUUAGUCCAAAGCAGAUAGACGUGGUCGAACUCCACGACUGCUUCUCUUGUAACGAGCUCGUCACCUACGAGGACCUGCAGCUGUGCGGGCAGGGCGAAGGCGGUAAAUUCGUGGAUGCUGGCGCGAACACUUACGGCGGACAAGUGGUUGUGAACCCGAGCGGGGGUCUGAUCGGUAAAGGACACCCGCUGGCCGCCACCGGCGUGGCGCAGUGCGCCGAGCUGUGUUGGCAGCUGCGCGGGGAAGCCGGCGCCAGACAAGUGCCGAAUGCGCGUCUCGGUCUGCAGCACAACCUGGGACUGGGCGGCGCUGCUGUCGUGGCACUGUACCGUAGGGGGUUCACCGACCACACUUCACACUCCAAACUUUAAAACAUCAA
This is a messenger RNA of Achroia grisella, 1588 nucleotides long. RefSeq names its product sterol carrier protein 2-like. The record is from RefSeq and is a predicted model, not a curated record. The coding region runs from base 357 to 1580 and encodes 407 amino acids. Gene Ontology annotation, molecular function: acyltransferase activity, transferring groups other than amino-acyl groups. The transcript has 2 exons. Lineage: Eukaryota; Metazoa; Arthropoda; Insecta; Lepidoptera; Pyralidae.